Cetraspora pellucida is the source of this 276-nucleotide messenger RNA. The record is from the annotation of a GenBank genome assembly. NCBI's taxonomy places the organism in Eukaryota, Fungi, Glomeromycota, Glomeromycetes, Diversisporales, Gigasporaceae.
AUGAAAUUUUUACCACAUCCCUACCAACUUAUCUUUGUAACACUUAAUCAUAAAAAUAAUGCAUUACUUUUACAAGCUGAAUUAAGCAAAUUGUCUCAAAUUACACAAGCAAAUAAUGAAUUAAAUCAAUUAAGAAAAGAACUUGAACAACAUAAAAAAGAAAAAAGUCAAUUAAUUGAAGUAAAUGCAUAUUUAGCAAAGGAAAAUAAAAAAUUAAAGAAAAAGACUAAAAACUGUAUGUGUUCUCCUAUGAGCAUUCAAUCUAGUCAAGAUUAG